Molecule: messenger RNA, 2169 nt
Organism: Eucalyptus grandis
Lineage: Eukaryota; Viridiplantae; Streptophyta; Magnoliopsida; Myrtales; Myrtaceae
Exons: 4
Coding region: 23-1948 (641 amino acids)
Source: RefSeq, a predicted model, not a curated record
AGUAGAAGCUUAUGGUGAGAAAAUGAAGAGGCUUUGCUCUAAUUUCUUCCGUGAUGUGCAAUGUCCAGAAAGAGAUGUCAGGAGAGUCGACCCUGAAUUGGAUUUAGAAGGAGAUGCUUCCGCCAGUGGCAGUGCUAAUUUAAUGAAAAGUGUUGAAAAUGAGCCUGGGAUGAGUAUCCCAAGCCAAUUGCAGGUGGCCUACCCCAUAGAGAAUUAUGCGGGUCAUGAAUUGAGUGAAUCUGAUCCUUUUAUAUUUGACCCCCAGUUGGAUCCUCAGAGAAGUAUCCCAGUAGUAGAAAGUAACAAUGAACAUGUCCAGAUGAUCACAGAACAAUUCCAGGUGACCUGCCAUUUGGAACCUUUUCAGGAACCAAUUGAACCUCAAACUUCUAAUUGCUCUUCACAGAAUUCGAUUGAGGUGCCGGCGUCUUCCUCAGAUGUGGGGCCAUCAGAUGAACCCACUUCUUUGGAUAGUAUAAAGAACCGAGGACAUAUACUGGAUGAUCCUAUUCAGGAACCUGAACAAAGUGAACCUCAAGCUGCAAAUCCCUACUCUCAGAAUUUGAUUGAGGGGCUGGAGUCUUCCUCAGAUUUGGGACAACUGGACAACCUAACUGCGCUUGAUAGUGUGAAGAACCAACUGGGACAUGCAUUCAGCGACCCUAGUCAGGAGCCAACUGGAUCUCAAACGUCUGAUCCAUCUUCUCCAGAUUUGUUUGAGGUACCUGAGUCUUCUUCAGAAUUAAAAUUUCUGGACACAACCCUUGCUUUUGAUAGUGUGAAGAACCUACCAGGACAUUUAUGUAAUGACUCUAGCCGGGAAAAAAUUGAGCCUCGAACUCGUAAUCCCUCUUCUAAGAAUUCAGUUAAGGUGCCAGAGUCCUUGGAUAUGGUACUACUGGAAGAACCAACUGCUUUCAGUGCUGUGAAGAAUCAACAAAUUUAUAUAACCGACUCCCCAAGGGCUCCAGUUUCUGUGCAUUUACUUGAGGGUGGACAGUGCAUAUCAUCUUUAGUGCGUACAGAUGGUGCCUUGACUGAGGAAAAGGCUGCCAAGUUUUGGAAGGAAAAUGCCAGGCAUGGGAAGUCAUCUACACCUGAGGUGUACUUAAUCUCUUCCGUUGAAAAGGAUUUAUGUGAAGCUGAUUUUCUGUCCAUUCAUCGCCCUAGCGACAACAAUGCAAACACUGCGAGUUUAGCCCCGAACAAGCUUUCACCUGCAGAUUCAGUUCAUGCUGAGGAGGACCUUGUCCCUUCUGACAAAUUCACAGUUGAAACUGUGUGCAGCAUUGGUGCUUCAAAUACGAUCACUUCAUCGGAUAUGUCUUCACCAGUUGUAUCUCAUGAGGAAGAGGCGAAGACAAUGGAUCUUGAAAGCUUAAGCAAUCCAGUGGAAGUUGAAUCUUAUGAGUCAGAGAUCUUGCCUGAAGUUUCCUUUCAAAGAGGGAGCUCUUGUGAUGAUGAAGUUGGUAUUGUGAGGUGUGUACCUCGCAGUUCCAGCUUUACCCCAUUUGCCCUCUCAGGUGGAAGCGUGGAAAAUGCCUCUGGGUUUAGUGACACUACUUCUUUGACUGAAGCCUACCAAAAAGAGCACAUUCAGUGCAACGAGUCUGCUGAAUUUCAUGAUCUCUCGUUCUCUUCAGAUAAGGAUGAGGAAGCGAAGCUUGGGGAGAGUUGUGUUGCUUUAGAUUCUCGUGAACUAUAUGCUCUGUCUCUUAGGAUCCAACGAACCAGAUCAUUCAAGAAGAAGAUCAUGGAUACCUUUGCUCCAAGACACAGGACGGUAAAGGAAUAUGAACAGCUUGGAAUAUGGUAUGAAGACAGUCAAAUUGAGAGCGAGUGUAACCGGCGCAUAGAACAUACUACUCCACAACCUGCAAUCUCCGCCUUUUCGGACCCUCAGAGUUCGCAAGAACAUCAAAUUGACUCUGAUUGGGAACUAUUAUAGGUCAUACCUAUACUUCCUUAGGUAAACUGCAUUAGAAAGGUAAACCCGGCUUUUUUGACCAUAAGGAUGAAUUAGUUGAGGAUGAUCCAAUGUGACAUUAAUAAGAAUGAUUGCCAGGAGGUUUUGUCGAGAUGUGGAGAUGAAAAAUAAAAUGUAGUCUGAAAGAAGACAGGUUCUCACAGGAAUGAUGUACUCUAAGCAGAGGUAUCUUUUGUUUUUCC